AUGGAGGAUUGCUGCAGGGGCUCUUUUCUCUACCAUCUCCCCUCCCUGCUCCUCUUCUUCCAGCUGCCUGCUGGGGGCUCUGCAGAGGAGUUUAUGGUGAUUGGCCCCUCGGAACCCAUUGUGGCAGUGCUGGGUGGGGACAUCACGCUGCCAUGUCGUGUGUCCCCGGCCAUGGAUGUGGAGAAUAUGGAGCUGCGGUGGUUCCGCUCCAAGUUCUCAGAAGCAGUGUUCAUCUAUCAAAGCCACCAGGAGCAGAGAGAAGAGCAGUUGGUGAAGUACAGAGGGCGAACCUCAUUGGUGAAGGAUUUCCUCACCCAGGGGGAGGCUGCUGUGCGCAUCCACAAUGUCCAGGCUUUUGACAAUGGGCUGUACACCUGCUUCUUCCGAAUGGGAAUCUUCUAUGAAGAGGCCAGUUUGGAACUGAAGGUGGCAGGUGUGGGCCCUGCCCCUCAAGUGCACAUCACAGGGCCAGAAGAGGAUGGGGUCCAAAUUGUGUGCAUAGCCUCGGGGUGGUUCCCAAAACCCCAAGUGCAGUGGAGAACUCUAAGUGGAGAGAAGCUCCUGACAUUCUCUGAGACCCAAGCCCAAGAUGCUGAAGGGCUGUUCACCAUAGAGUCCACUCUUGUGGUGAGGGACAGAUCUUCAGGGAAUGUGACCUGCUCAGUCCUCAACCCCAUACUGGGCCAGGAAAAGGCAAUGGCCAUUUUCAUCCCAGAACCCUUCUUCCCUCGGAGUUCUCCAUGGAAGCUGGCUUUCAUGGUGAUCCUCUCUGUGCUGAUGCUCCUACUCCUUGGGGCUGUCUUCUACAUCAUGAGAGAACAUAGUGUAAAGCUCCAGAAGAUGCAGGAAUGGGAGAAAUUGCACAGAGACAAGGAGGAGGACCUGCAGAUAAAGGAGGAGGCACUGAAGGCCAGAGCCUUGAAGGAGGCAAAACUGUAUGCAGAUUGGCGGAAGGAGAAGUUCCAGGCCUUGACUGUCAGUCUGGAUCCAGAGUCUGCCCAUUCCUGCCUUGCUGUCUCUGAUGACAAGACUAGUGUGACCUUCAAGGACUCACCCAAGUCCUCAGAUGAUGGAGUCUAUAGUGUCUUGGGUCAUGAAGGCAUCACAUCAGGGUGCUGUUACUGGGAGGUGGAGAUCAGCAAUGCAAAAAAAAGUGAAUGGGUCCUGGGGGUCUGUAGGAGAGAUGUGGAGAGGAAAGGCUGGUACCAGGAAUCCCCAGAAAAGGGGUUCUGGGUUGUGGGGAUGUAUGAAAAUACAUUAUGUUCCCUUCCUGGUAAUUCAAAACUCGAUGUGCCAAUUCCCCAGAGGGUAGGGGUUUUCCUGGACCUGAAGGAAUGGGAUGUCUCAUUCUACAACAUGACUGAUAGUUCCCACAUUUUCUCCUUCUCUCUCGCUUCCUCCUCUGGGACUCUGUUUCCAUACUUCAGGUUGAGGUCAGGAGAUGUGUCCCUGACCAUCUGCUCUGGGGUGGGUGGGCCUGUGCAGACCCCUGUACCCUUAACAACCCUCCUUGUUCUUCAGAGGAUCCUGUGAGCCUCUCAGGGCAGGAGUUCAGUUCAGGCUGUGGUGUUGAUGGUGAUCUCCCAGGGGCAGAAUCUCCAUUACUCCCCUGUGGUCCUGAAGCUAUGUCCCCAUAAUGCUCCAACACUGUCCCAGAUUCUUCAGGGUGGCUUCUCCUGGAGCUGCAAAUUCCCAAGGGUAAUAGCCUCUGAAGUUAGUCCUGAAUGA
This is a messenger RNA of Neogale vison (American mink), 1728 nucleotides long. Its product is annotated as butyrophilin subfamily 1 member A1-like. Gene Ontology annotation, cellular component: external side of plasma membrane. Gene Ontology annotation, biological process: T cell receptor signaling pathway; regulation of cytokine production. The record is from RefSeq and is a predicted model, not a curated record. Gene Ontology annotation, molecular function: signaling receptor binding. NCBI's taxonomy places the organism in Eukaryota, Metazoa, Chordata, Mammalia, Carnivora, Mustelidae.